Cinclus cinclus is the source of this 882-nucleotide messenger RNA. It is a transcript of the gene FASLG, whose product is annotated as Fas ligand. The record is from RefSeq and is a predicted model, not a curated record. Gene Ontology annotation, molecular function: tumor necrosis factor receptor binding. Lineage: Eukaryota; Metazoa; Chordata; Aves; Passeriformes; Cinclidae. Gene Ontology annotation, cellular component: membrane. Gene Ontology annotation, biological process: extrinsic apoptotic signaling pathway via death domain receptors; positive regulation of canonical NF-kappaB signal transduction; immune response. The coding region runs from base 1 to 882 and encodes 293 amino acids. The transcript is spliced from 4 exons.
AUGCAGCCGCACCAGGGCAGAGCUGUCCCCGGGGUUCGGGCUGUGCCAAACCCGGCGGGGCUCGGCCACCGCAAGGAUGACCCCGGCAGGCACGUCCGGCCCGUGCCGCUGCCUCCCGUGCAGCAAAACUUGAAUUAUUACCCCCAGAUCUUUUGGGUGGACGGCUGUGCUGACGCGGGAGCUUCCUGCCCCCCUGUUCCUCCCGUGGCUCCUCUCCCGCCGCCGGUUCCCGACCGGAGCAGAAAGCCACGGAGCCCCAGGGAAAGGAGGAGCGUGGGAACCCUCGUGAUGUUCCUGCUGAUCCUGGUGGCCUUCACUGGAGUGGGGCUGAGCAUAUUUAAGAUUUUUCACCUGGAGAAGGAGGUGGAUGAGCUCAGAGAGUCUGCCAUUGCUGAGCACAUCCCUCCAGCCUCUCAGAAACUCACAGGGCAGAAGGAGCAGCCCCCGAGAAAGGAGGUGAGGAAGGCAGCACAUCUAACAGGCAACCCAGCCCAGCAGGACCUCCCUCUGGAGUGGGAGCCCAUCUCUGGCCAUGCCUACACCAGUGGCAUCCAGUACCACAACCGAGGGCUGCUCAUCAGCGAGCCAGGGCUGUACUUUGUGUACUCCAAGGUGCUGUUCCGUGGCAGUGCCUGUGACAGCCAGCUCCAGCUGCUGUCCCACGUCGUGUACAAGAGGAACCCGGCGUCCCCCGGCAGCCUGGUGCUCAUGGAGGACAGAGCCACCCACUUCUGCACGGGGAAGAGGGUGUGGGCCAGGAACAGCUACCUGGGGGCUCUCUUCAAGCUCAGGAAGAUGGACAGCCUGCAUGUCAAUGUCUCCAAAAUCUCCCUGGUUAGCUUUGAGGAAUCCAAGACUUUCUUUGGCUUGUUUAAGCUUUGA